Molecule: messenger RNA, 3877 nt
Organism: Cataglyphis hispanica
Lineage: Eukaryota; Metazoa; Arthropoda; Insecta; Hymenoptera; Formicidae
Product: G-protein coupled receptor Mth2-like
Exons: 6
Coding region: 236-2476 (746 amino acids)
Biological process (GO): cell surface receptor signaling pathway; G protein-coupled receptor signaling pathway
Cellular component (GO): membrane
Molecular function (GO): G protein-coupled receptor activity
Source: RefSeq, a predicted model, not a curated record
AUCCUGUUUGUCCUACGAUCUUCUCUCACAAUUUUUGUCUUCUCUUAUCUCGAAAGCAAAAGUUACGACGAAACUGUAAUAUCGAUUUUAUCAAGUUCAGUGAUAAAUAAUCUGCUGUAAUGUUAUUCUCAUUGUGAAUUUAUCAUUGUGGCCAUUAUUUCUCUAUGAAACUGUCGUAAAAAGAAAUCAAGAGAGUUAUUUUCCCAAAUAAAUUCAAUGCGCCACAUAAUCAACAAUGUAUGGAAAAAAUCUUGCGCUUUGGUGUUACAUGUUUCCACUCAUUGCUUCAUCUUUGAUGCUUUGGCCAAAUUCCACGAAUGACGACAGAGAAAAAAAUACGACGUUGCGAUAUCAGCUUGAUGCAAACCCCAUGAAACAUUAUGACGACGAAAAGGAUUUGAGAUAUAAUUUGCAAAAUUCUACAAAAAAUAACGAUGUUACGCAGUAUGCGUAUCGUAUCAAUUUCACGAGUAAUAACAGCGAGGAUGACAAUUGGAUGCCAUAUAAAUUUCAAACAUAUACCGCAAAAAAAUAUGACAAUGAUAGUCAAACAUUAGUGGAGUCUCGCAUUAACUCAACGGAGAUAAGCGAAAAGAAAAAUUUUAUGUCACGGGAAAUCCAUAUAAAAUGGAACAAUAUUAUUAAAGGCGAAAAUGAUUCUACGUACGAUUUCUUUAAAAAUUUUGAUAGGUACAAUAUCAUUCCGGACAAGAUGUGCGACAAUGUUAUUUGCAUUCGGUUAUGCUGCCCUUUCGGUAAUCGUCUGGUUAACGGAAAGUGCAUUGCCGAGCACGGUAACUUUAUUUUCCUGGAAACAAUGUAUGGAUAUAUUAAUGAUUCGUUGCAAAACAAAAAUAAACGAAUAAAUGAUCUAUUUCUUCUGCUCGUUCACGAUCCGUGUCAGAAGACUGGACACUAUUUGCUUAGUUCCAACCAGAAUGCGUUUCUCGUUAAUGGCUCUGUGUAUCUACCUUAUUACAAUUCGAUCAUUGAACCAACAUCUUAUUGUCUCGCGGUUGUGGAUCACAAUAUAUUUGCUGUGAAUGUUUGUUUUGAUAUUAUGAAAGAAAUCAUGAAUAAGGCUAUAAAGUACAUUAAAAAUACAAUUGAUCCAAGUUUUAUUCAAUCAUUCAACCAGUUUUCUAUAAAUGAUAACUGGUUGUCUACCAAAGACAAUUCCAAUAUAAUUAAUAAUAAAAACAGUAUUGUUUUGAACAAUAUAUGCGACAAUAUUACUUGUAUACGCCUAUGUUGUCCUUUUGGUAAUCGCCUGAUUAAAGAAAAAUGCAUUGCCGGACAGGGUAACUUUAUUUUUCUACAAAAUAUGUUUGGAUACAUUAGUGAUUCGUUGCUAAACGAAAAUAAAAGCGUAGACAAACAAUUUCUUUUGAUCACUGACGAUCCCUGCCAGAAGACUGGACACUACUUUUUUUAUCCCACAUCUGACAAUGUGUUUUUGAAUGAUGGCUCUUGGCACCUAAAUGAACACAACGUAACUAUCGAAUCAACAUCUUAUUGUCUCGCGGUCGUGGAUACCGGCACAGAUGUUCCUCAAUAUGAAUUUACUGUGAACGUUUGCCUUGACAUAGCAAACAAGUUUAUAAAAGAUGUCAAAAUCCCGAUAAACCAAGAUAAAAAUGCAAUUUUUUGUACAAAGACAAUCAUAUUUAUGUGCGGCUUUCUAGGGUCUCUACUGUUUUCGAUGGUGAUGUUUAUAGUGUACUCCAUAAUACCAGAACUCCGUAAUAUACACGGUUUCAUAUUGUGUGGAUAUAGCGGCUCGAUAGCCGUCUUGAACACAAUGGAAUUGGUAAAGACAUUCAUCAAAAGGGAUGCUAUAGGGGACUUCAUCUGUAUUGCAUAUGCUCUUUUCAAAUAUUAUUUCUUUAUGGCAAGCUGGUUUUGGUUAAAUGUAAUGAGUAUCGAUAUGUGGCAUACAUUUAGUCAAUUACGUUCGUUACAAAAAGAUGUGAAACAACAAGAAAAAAAGAAGUUAAUAUAUUAUUCUGUUUACGGUUGGGGAGGCCCCUUUAUGCUCGCUAUUAUUUGCGGCAUCAUGGAUUUUGUCCCUGGUGUACCGGAAAAUUUUCGACCAAAAUUUGGCAAAGAAUGUUGGUUUGAUAGUUAUAUAACACGCAUGUUGUAUGUUCACGGAAUUGUAACUAUUUGUAUUAUCAGUAUUAUUUGGUUAUGCAUCUGUACGGCACGAAAAAUCUCACACUACGAAAAGGACAUUGUUUAUCAGAGACGACGUUAUAAAGACAACAAGCAAUGGUUCAAUCUGUACUUGAAGACAACUAAAAUAUUAUUUAUCAUCUUUUGCAUAAAAUUACCCAUGAAUGUGUUAAGCAUUAAAAAAUCAUGUACCUUCUUAUAUUCUCUUUUUAUGCUAGAUGUCUUACAGCAAUUUUGCAUUUUUAUUAUAUUUGUAUGGAAAAAAAAGAUAAGGCUGUUGUUGCUAAAGCGAUUUAGUUGAGAUAUAUUUUCAACAAGCUAUCGCAUCUUUAAAUUAUAGAUUAUAUAUCAGGGAUGAUUUCUCUGUGGGAAAAGAUUAAUUUUUAUGGAAAAACAAAUUCUCACGCAAAUAAUUCGUCCACUUUGAUUGAUCUUUAGUGCUACUAUACACGGUGAAAUAAUUUUAUCAUAGGUCAAAAGUCGCCAAGUAUUCAACGAUUAAUUACAAUGCUAAAAUAAUUUUUAAUCAAUGAUUAAUUUUAUAUUAUCCUUACAUUACAUUGAUCGUUUUGUUUGAUGGAAUGAUGGUCUUGAUCUCUACUCAAAUAUGUAUUUGUAAGACUUUUCUUAAAUUUUUUUUUACAAUUUGUAUUUUCUAAUUUUUUGAUAACAUUUUUUAUUAGCAUUAUCAAAAAUUGUUGAAACAUGUCCUUGAUUUAUUGUACCAAUAUUAUUGAAUUAUCCUAUAUUUGCAUGUUAUCAUUAGUUAUUAUGAUCAUCUCUAACAAUAAGGCAAAUAACAUGUAUAUAUACAUAUACAGGGUCCCAAAGUACUAUAGCCACGGCUCGUGACCGGGUAGAACACAAUAAACUGAACAAAAAAGUUCUUUAUCAUUUUACAAUUUUUGCAAUAAUUAUUAAUUAUAUUAAUAAUAUAAUUAAAAAUUAUUAUUUAUAUUAUUAUUAACAAUAAUUAUUUAUUUUAUUUUAUUUUUCUUAAAUAUUUUUAUUAUUUUUUAAAUUAUCAAUUAUUACAAUAAUAUCUUACAAAUAUUACUAGUUGCAAAAGUGAGAUACACUUUUUUUAUAUUAGUAAAUAAUAUAGAUAGCAAAAUAUAAUAUAUAUAUACUUUGGCAUUUUUCCGUCAAUCAACUAUCAUACUAAUUUUUUGUAAAGAUAUAUUGAAGUUGUCAGCUAUUAAGCCAUGCAAAAAGAAAUAUUACAGAAAGCAUUGUACAAUACAAAUAAAAGUAGAUAAAAAGCAAUAAAAGAUUUUAUUUUAAUUUAGAAAAAAAUAAAAAUUAAUUUAGCAAAUUAUUUAGCAUAAAAUUAAUUUUCUAUGUUAUAUUUUGCAUUUCCUAAUAUUUCUUUUUUUAUAAAGCAUUUUAUCGUUUUUUGCAAAAAGCAAACUAUUAUUUGUGCAUGAUAGUACAAAAUGACAAUAAUUAUUUUUAUACUUAAAAUAUAAUAUAUUAUGUAAUAAGAUAAAAAGACAAUCAAUUAUAUAUAUUUUAAAUUCAUAACUUAUUUAUUCAAUCAUAUAUUAUUUAAUAACAUAUAUCAUAUAUUAUUUACUUGAUAUUCUGGAAAUUAUGUUGCAACAAAUCUUGUACAAGCCGUACAGUAUUUUAAGUUUUCAAAAUGUUCUACCAAUUCCGUCGUAUGAAGAUCUUGUUUCUUAUAUCGUAGAAUAAAUAAAUC